Messenger RNA from Impatiens glandulifera, 1810 nucleotides. RefSeq lists its product as uncharacterized. The record is from RefSeq and is a predicted model, not a curated record. The transcript is spliced from 3 exons. Gene Ontology annotation, molecular function: calcium ion binding. Gene Ontology annotation, biological process: endoplasmic reticulum calcium ion homeostasis. NCBI's taxonomy places the organism in Eukaryota, Viridiplantae, Streptophyta, Magnoliopsida, Ericales, Balsaminaceae. Bases 87 to 1592 code for a protein of 501 amino acids. Gene Ontology annotation, cellular component: endoplasmic reticulum.
CCACGAUUCCAAUUUUGCAGAAGAGAGAGGUCCCCUUCUUCCCCCAAUCUCUAAAGGAAUCAUCAUCAUCAUCGUUUUGCUCAGUCAUGGCAAAACACCGAUCUUCAUCACUCUGGUGCUCUCCUCUCUCCAUUUUCAUACCUAGAACCGGCGAAACACUAUGGUAUUCCUUAGCCCUCAUCUCCAUCCUCUCUCUCCUUAUCCAUCGACUCUCUCUAUCCGCCAACGCCGCCGAUUCGCACUUCGAAGGGUUUGACGCUGAUGAAGACGAAGGCUUGGAUGACGAAUCGCUCCAGCUAACUGAUUUACCCCGACGUACUCCGCCGCCUACUACUAUUACUCACUCCGAACCUGAAUCAGAUCACGGUCCACCCAAUACUAUCUCCGACUUGAUUACGUCUGAUGAGUCACCUCAGCCGGCCGAUCUUCGUACCAAAGCUUCGUCUUCAUCUGAUUUCUAUUGGGAUGAAGAUGAAUUCGAGGGUCUUCCUGAAGAACAGCCGCAGGAAAGUAUAAAAGCGGCUGAAGAUGUCGUCACUGAUGAUUCGAGUUCGGAUUCGAAAGAUACACUCAAAUCGAGUAAAUCUAGGUUUCCGCAAUCGUAUGCGGUGGAGAUUGUAUGCGGAUCGUUUUUGAUCAUGUUUGUUAUUAAUUAUUUUACUGGUAAGAAGGAGAAUGAGCAUAUUGCACUAGCUUGGGCGGCUAAGUUUGCAGGUAAAGAUUCGAUUUUCGAGAAGAAUUUUAGUUUGAUGGGGGUUGGGGAAGGUGAUGAUUCACCGUUGUUGUUGAAAGAAGGACAAACUGUAUUCAAGUUCUAUGCUAGUGGAAGAAGGUUUUGUCAAGGACUGUUGGCUACAAUGGAGCUUCAAAGUCGACAUGAUCUUAUAUCAAGAUUGUACAAUGCAGUUGUUCCUUGUAAGGAUGAGAUCACUUUUGAGGUCUAUAUGAAUGAUGAUGCGAUGGAUCAGGUAGUUUUUGCUCUUGCAAAGAAGAAGCUAGCCAAGACGAUGCAGAAGGAGGUUAGGGAUCUUCAGAAGUUUGGAAAUUUGAUCACACCACCAAGCAACCGGAAAUGGGUAACUGAUGAUUUGGUGGCGAUUUCAGAGUCUAAGGAGGUGUCUGGAGAUCUGAUUACGGAAACUGUUCUUGAACAGGUAUUUGGUGAAAAAGCAUUUGAAAAAUAUGGAAAGGGUUUCAUCUCAAUGCACUUUUCGGAUCAACACCCAACCGAAAACCAAAGGAAAGCAUUAGUGUUCAAGUUUGCUCUCCCCGAUGCGAAUCACAUGGCUGACAUGUCUCGUUUAAUUGCUCUCGUUCCUUACUACAUCGAUUUUCUUGGCCGAUACAAACUCAGUUCUCAGGCUCGAGCGAAGACAGAAGCUCCACGACAGAAAGCUGCGCAAGAGGCGUACAAGGAAUACCAACUUUUGAGACAAGAAGCUUUGCAGAAGAAGAAGGCUGAAAGGAGAAAGGUUUUGGAAGAGGGUGAAACCAAGCUUAGUUCCGAAGCAAUUCGAAAGAAAGAGUCUAAAGAGCGCUCUCGUCAGCUUAAGAAGGCGAUGCCUAAAAUGAAAAUGACACGAGCCCACUAAUUUGGAGGUUCGGUUUUCGGUUAUUUAUCGCUUCUUCAAUAUUUAGAAGAUUGGGGUUUUGAUGAAUACAAUUUGCUGAGACUUUUAUCUAUUGCAAAAGAAACUUGAUGUUGUAAUUUUGGGGGCAUUAGGUCUUUUUAAUGCUUAAUUUAUUAGUUGCAACAAUGGCUUAUUAUUACCCUUAAAAGUUUAAACUAAUUUAUGUUUGCUUCUUCAAA